Bombina bombina (fire-bellied toad) is the source of this 1816-nucleotide messenger RNA. Its product is annotated as V-type proton ATPase subunit C 1. Gene Ontology annotation, molecular function: proton-transporting ATPase activity, rotational mechanism. Gene Ontology annotation, cellular component: vacuolar proton-transporting V-type ATPase, V1 domain; lysosomal membrane. Lineage: Eukaryota; Metazoa; Chordata; Amphibia; Anura; Bombinatoridae. Gene Ontology annotation, biological process: proton transmembrane transport. The record is from RefSeq and is a predicted model, not a curated record. Bases 177 to 1325 code for a protein of 382 amino acids. The transcript is spliced from 13 exons.
ACGUUCUGUGCUGUCAGCUGACUGGAUCACGUGACGGUUUGUGUGCUAGGAUGGCCGUGGUCUACUAAGCUAUAUACUUGCCUGUCCGUGAAUACCGAACCACAUCAUCACCGUCAUCACAAAAUCAUCCCGGGAAGCAAGUACUUACUGUGAAAAACGCUGAAUAAUCUGUAACCAUGACUGAGUUCUGGCUGAUCUCGGCUCCUGGGGACAAGACGUGCCAGCAAACCUGGGAAAAACUUCUAGCAGCUACCACAAAGAAUAACAAUCUGUCUACCAACUCCAAGUUUAAUAUCCCUGACUUAAAGGUUGGCACUCUGGAUGUGCUGGUCGGGCUGUCUGAUGAACUGGCUAAACUGGACUUGUUUGUGGAAGGAACCGUUAAGAAGGUAGCGCAGUACAUGGCUGAUGUUUUGGAGGACAGCAGAGAUAAAGUUCAGGAAAAUCUUCUCGCCAGUGGAGUGGAUUUGGUCACCUACAUAACCAGGUUCCAGUGGGAUAUGGCAAAGUAUCCAAUUAAGCAGUCAUUAAAAAACAUUGCUGAAAUCAUUGCUAAGGGUGUAACCCAGAUUGAUAAUGAUCUUAAAGCAAGGGCCUCUGCUUAUAAUAAUCUAAAAGGAAAUCUUCAGAACUUGGAAAGAAAAAAUGCCGGAAGUUUGAUAACCAGAAGUCUGGCUGAAAUUGUAAAAAAAGAUGACUUCGUUCUUGAUUCAGAGUACCUGGUCACGCUUUUGGUAGUCGUCCCUAAGAAUAACUACAAUGAAUGGGUAAAGCAAUAUGAGACUCUCUCUGAGAUGGUUGUCCCUCGAUCCAGCAAUGUUCUUUCAGAAGACCAGGACAGUUAUCUUUGUAACGUCACUUUAUUUAGGAAAGCGGUUGAUGACUUCCGUCACAAAGCCAGAGAAAAUAAAUUUGUUGUUCGUGAUUUCCAGUAUAAUGAGGAGGAAAUGAAAGCCGACAAAGAAGAAAUGACCAGGCUAUCUACAGAUAAGAAAAAACAGUUUGGUCCUCUUGUACGAUGGCUCAAAGUAAACUUCAGUGAAGCUUUUAUUGCUUGGAUUCAUGUGAAAGCUCUGAGAGUUUUUGUUGAGUCUGUUUUAAGGUACGGCUUACCAGUAAACUUCCAAGCCAUGCUGCUUCAACCCAGUAAGAAGACAAUGAAAAAACUGAGGGAAGUAUUGUACGAUUUAUACAAGCAUCUGGACAGUAGUGCUGCCUCUAUUAUUGAUGCUCCAAUGGAUAUUCCUGGAUUAAACCUCAGCCAGCAAGAGUACUACCCAUAUGUAUACUACAAGAUUGACUGUAAUUUGCUUGAAUUUAAGUAAAAGAAAGUUGCACUGUUGUCUGAACAGAAAUGAGUUUGAAGUACAGCGACAAACUUAAACCCCUUGUGCUUGCUUCUCAUACCCUUUGAGAUGACUUACCUGAUGAUAGUUGUCCUUUUUUAAUAAUGUGAUAUAAAUAUUGUUGCUUUUAAUUAAUGAAAAUUUGAAAUGUCCACAGAGAAGAGUCUAUUUAUAAACCGAUUUAUUUAACCCCUGACGUGCAGGAGGCAUCAGAGUGACUGCAUGAAGGGUUAAAGAUAACUUUAUUUCCAAUUCAUAUGGUGAUAAGCAUCGAUUCCAUUGGUUAUCACAGCUCAUAUAGUUUACAAGAACAUAUGGUGUAACUGUUUUAUACCAUUCCAUUCACUGUAUUUUGUUUAUAAAGUGUUUAAAAAUGUGAGUUGUGAUGUAAAGUAUGUGUAAUAAUAUUUAAUGUAUGUGAGCACUGUCAGAGAACACAGGAGGCAUUAAAUAUACCUGUGCAAAUGUAA